Molecule: messenger RNA, 270 nt
Organism: Macrosiphum euphorbiae (potato aphid)
Lineage: Eukaryota; Metazoa; Arthropoda; Insecta; Hemiptera; Aphididae
Source: the annotation of a GenBank genome assembly
AUGUCUAGAGGUUGGGCAAUAUGUGUAGUGUUUGGUGGCAAACAGACGAACUUAAUGUUAUGUGUGUCACAUAAUGACAGUACACGUUCAUUAAUAUGGGACGCCAAGUUAUCACCAAUUAAAGCAAAUGGUUAUGAAAAUAGCAUUAUAAUCCCAAAAAAGGAAAAUAAAAUAAUAUUUUCUACUCAGAUAGUAGCUCUGGGUAACUUUGGCCCACCAAAAAAUAGUGGGACAAAGUUACCCCGGCCUAGAAAACGUGUUUUAACUUAA